This is a messenger RNA of Porites lobata, 587 nucleotides long. Lineage: Eukaryota; Metazoa; Cnidaria; Anthozoa; Scleractinia; Poritidae. The record is from the annotation of a GenBank genome assembly.
AUGACUUUUGAAGAUGGUGCAGUGUGUACUGUUCUCAAUGAUUCCAGGUACUGAAGGAAAAGAUAAUUGAACAAAAAAGUUUUAAAAAAGCAAUGAGUCUAUCGGUAUAGGAAGCAUGAGUAUUAUUAAGUCUCCCAUCAAGUUUUUGCUCCCUAGAAAAAGCUAAUGGACCUAAUGAUAAGGUGGUAAUGAAUGUCGGUGAAGCAGACUUGGUUAUUCCCAACCACUAAAGUUUCAAUUAUUGAAAAUCCGCCAUAUCGAGGGGCUGCCCGCACGCUCACUUGGAAAUGCGCCUGCACUUAUGAGAAGCGGUAUAUGAUAAAUAUCCACCACCUUUCCUUUGUAACUGUCUUUGUUUUCUCUUUACCAAAAGAAUGAACGGCAACUGUUUCAUCUACAACGUUAAGUUCACUGGGGUGAACUUUCCUCUCAAUGGGCCUGUUAUGCAAAAGAGGACACAGGGCUGGGAACCGAACACUGAGCGUCUCUACGCACGUGAUGGGAUGCUGAUAGGAAACAACUUUAUGGCUCUGAGGUUGGAAGGUGGUGGUCAUUAUACGUGUGAAUUCAGAAGUACUUACAAGUAA